Molecule: messenger RNA, 1132 nt
Organism: Oppiella nova
Lineage: Eukaryota; Metazoa; Arthropoda; Arachnida; Sarcoptiformes; Oppiidae
Source: the annotation of a GenBank genome assembly
CCCAAAUCUACACUAAAGUGUAGCAAUAAAAGUCAAAAUGUUGACAAAUAUCGCAUUUACUAUACUAUUAGCUAUAGUGGGCUGUAAUGGCAGCCCUAAUAGCGACCCCCACUUCGUGGACGACCGGUCCGUAAUCGUGCAGAUGUUGGAGUGGAAGUUCUCAGAGGUGGCCAAAGAAUGUGAGCAAUUUCUGGGCCCCUAUGGCUACGGGGGUGUCCAGGUAUCGCCGGUGCACGAGUGUGCCGUACUGGUGAACCGACCCUGGUGGGAACGGUACCAACCGGUCAGCUAUAAGAUCGAUGGCAGGAGUGGUAAUGAACAGCAGUUCGCAGAUAUGGUCAGCAGAUGUAAUAAAGUCGGGGUCAGAAUAUUCGUGGACAUUGUGCUCAACCACAUGACUAUGGCUGAGGCCGGUAAGGGAACGGCUGGUGACACAUACGACGGCGGAAACUUCAAGUACGACGCCGUGCCCUACACUUCCCAAGACUUUCACGGUCACGAGUCAUGUCCCCAGGGAGACCUCAAUAUACACGACUCGGACAACCCCACCGAGGCUCGCAUGUGUCAGUUGGGAGGGCUCCGGGACCUCAAUCAGGCCAAAGACAAUGUGCGCCAAAAACAGUCGGAGUUUCUCAAUAAACUCAUUGACAUCGGAGUCGCGGGUUUCCGAUCGGAUGCCUCUCAACACCAGUGGCCACAAGACCUGAAAAGCAUUAUCUCAGGACUGCAUACACUCAACACCACAUACUUCCCGGCUAACAGUCGACCCCUUUUCUAUCACGAGUACAUAGAGCACGGACCUAAUGUUAAAGCCUCGGAGUAUACGCCAUUGGGUCGAGUGAUCGAGUUUAAAAACUACGAAAACUUAGCAAGGGUGUUCAGAGGUCUCAAUAAUCAAAGGGUGUGUUACCUACGAAACUAUGGCGGAGGGCCUAAGGGCUGGGGUAUGUUAGCCACUGAGGACGCUGUGGUGAUGAUCGACAACCACGACCUCCAGAGAGGACACGCCGGUGACAUCAACGUGACCGUCACCUUCUUUGAACCCAAACUACUCAAAAUGACCACCGCUUUCAUGUUAGCCUGGCCAUACGGCAUACCUCGUAUUAUGAGCAGCUAUAAUUGGCCUAGGAAA